AUGAGAUACUCAAGAUGCAGACACAGUUCAGAAGGGCUCGACCAGAAGUCCAAACUCUCCUCAAUGGUGGGGAUAUUCUAUGAGUUAGAAGGCAGCAACGAUGAAAAAACACUGUUUGUGAUCAGAAAGGCAUAUAACCACGGAGAUACCAUAGAAACACUAGGAAUGUACUACAUAAUCCACGGACAUGUCUAUGCUGCACCCACAAACUAUUCGAUUUACAGAUGCAGGAUGGGAAAUUCAAUGUGGCUUCUGAGCUCGUUUAUUGACAGGAUGAUAGAGAAGAGGAAGUUCGAUCCGUUCAACCUACUCAAAGGAAAGCAUCUUAGAAAAGACGUAGAGGACAGCAAGGACCUGAACUUUAUGAUGGAAAUAUUCAACGAUUUCAAAAAAGAGCAAAUGGAACCAUAA
Messenger RNA from Encephalitozoon hellem ATCC 50504, 411 nucleotides. RefSeq names its product RNA polymerase II transcriptional regulation mediator. Bases 1 to 411 code for a protein of 136 amino acids. The record is from RefSeq and is a predicted model, not a curated record. The transcript has a single exon. Gene Ontology annotation, molecular function: transcription coactivator activity. Gene Ontology annotation, cellular component: mediator complex; core mediator complex. Gene Ontology annotation, biological process: regulation of transcription by RNA polymerase II. NCBI's taxonomy places the organism in Eukaryota, Fungi, Microsporidia, Unikaryonidae.